UGUUUCAUGCCCACAAAAGCUUCUAACCAACAACAAUGGCGGCCUCCAUACGUCGAACCCCAAUAAGCCUGCCUCAUAACCCUAUUAGAUCCACGUCAAAUCCAAAGCUCCCAUCCAAUGCAAAAUUUCCUCUCAACGUACGGCGAUGUAGUACAUCAGUCUCUGCUUCUUCAUCAUCCAUUCAAGGAGGCACCAACGAAGGAAAGAGCAGUUCUCUUCCAAGGCCUUUAUCUUCCACGGAUUUGACUGGAUUGCCUCCAGAGGGUUCUCGACUUCGAGUUGCUUAUCAGGGAGUUGGAGGGGCCUAUAGCGAAUCAGCUGCAGAGAAGGCUUACCCUAACUGUGAAGCAGUUCCUUGUGAACAAUUUGAAACUGCAUUCGAGGCUGUUGAGCGAUGGCUAGUCGACCGGGCAGUUUUACCUAUUGAGAAUUCUCUAGGAGGUAGCAUUCAUAGGAAUUAUGACCUGUUACUUCGACACAGAUUGCACAUUGUUGGGGAAGUGAAACUUGCUAUACGGCAUUGCCUGCUAGCUAACCAUUGUGUCAAAGUUGAAGAUUUGAAAAGGGUUCUUAGCCAUCCACAGGCUCUUGCACAAUGCGAGAACACCUUAACAAAAUUAGGUAUAGUCAGAGAAGCCGUGGAUGAUACUGCUGGUGCUGCAAAGCAUGUUGCUCUCCACAAACUCAAAGAUACUGGUGCAGUUGCUAGUGCUGCUGCUGCUAAGAUUUAUGGAUUAAAUUUGCUUGUUCAAGAUAUUCAGGAUUAUUCUGAUAAUGUCACUCGAUUCUUAAUGCUGGCAAGGGAACCUAUAAUUCCUCGCACGGAUAGACCAUUCAAGACAAGUAUUGUCUUCUCACUCGACGAGGGUCCUGGGAUGCUAUUCAAGGCCCUUGCAGUGUUUGCUAUGAGACAAAUCAAUCUUACCAAGAUUGAAAGCCGUCCUCUGCAAAGGCAGGCUUUACCUGCACAUAAUGAGAGCACCAGUGGAUUCCCUGGGUCUUUCCCUUAUCUUUUCUAUGUUGACUUCCAAGCUUCCAUGGCUGACCAAAGGGCCCAGAAUGCUCUUUCGCAUCUUAAGGAGUUUGCUACUUUCUUGAGUGUUCUAGGAAGUUACCCUGAGGAUAUCAGCAUAUGACACUUCCCCAAGAACCGUAUUCGGCCUAUACUCGUGACUCCCAUUCGGAAAAACGGAGAAUUUGCAGGAAGGGAAAUGUGAGCAAAAAUCGUUCGUAAAGGGUAUAUGAUGAAAAAUGUUAUGUUAUAACGAUGUAUUUGAAACUUGUACAGCCCCAAAUUAAAUGUAAGUUUCUGAUAGGAAAAGCUGCUGAUGUUGCAUUAAUUUGUUUUGGUUUGAUCAACUCUUUUCUUAUGAUGGAGAAAGAAAAUAGGGUAGACAUGAAAUGACCAUUGGUUUGUGCAUCUCUGAAUAUGCCCAUUUUUUUACAGUUAAAGAGAUUUGCAUGA
Molecule: messenger RNA, 1465 nt
Organism: Cynara cardunculus var. scolymus (artichoke)
Lineage: Eukaryota; Viridiplantae; Streptophyta; Magnoliopsida; Asterales; Asteraceae
Product: arogenate dehydratase/prephenate dehydratase 2, chloroplastic-like
Exons: 12
Coding region: 36-1136 (366 amino acids)
Biological process (GO): L-phenylalanine biosynthetic process
Cellular component (GO): cytoplasm; chloroplast
Molecular function (GO): arogenate dehydratase activity; prephenate dehydratase activity
Source: RefSeq, a predicted model, not a curated record